Bombus huntii is the source of this 1737-nucleotide messenger RNA. It is a transcript of the gene Flo2, whose product is annotated as flotillin-2. The coding region runs from base 229 to 1503 and encodes 424 amino acids. The record is from RefSeq and is a predicted model, not a curated record. Lineage: Eukaryota; Metazoa; Arthropoda; Insecta; Hymenoptera; Apidae. The transcript is spliced from 8 exons. Gene Ontology annotation, cellular component: plasma membrane. Gene Ontology annotation, biological process: protein localization to plasma membrane; regulation of myoblast differentiation.
AGCUACAAAUUUGGGUAGUGGCUUUGAGUAACAUCGUAACCUUACGACGCGCGACUAACACGUAUUGUUGCAUGUUAUUAAUGAUUUACCGGGGUUUUUGAAAUAAUCCAUAUUUCAUUAUUACCAAUUUAUUGUAUAGAUUAGUGUCAGUGGUAACCGUUUUAGUUCUGGUUGUUUGCUUGUGCCGGUUUGUUGUUGCAUCUUCAUUAAGAAAGAGUUUAUCUGACAAUGGGAAACGUUCAUACUUGUGGUCCAAACGAAGCUUUGGUCGUAUCAGGAGGAUGUUGCGGGUCCAUGAAGAAGAGAACGAUCGUCGGUGGCUACGCCUUCACAUGGUGGUUCGUUACCGACGUCCAGCGAUUGUCCCUCGAGGUUAUGACACUGAACCCUGUCUGCGAAAACGUAGAAACCGCGCAAGGUGUGCCGUUGACCGUCACUGGAGUAGCACAGUGCAAGAUCAUGAAGGCGGACGAGCUUUUACACACUGCCAGCGAACAAUUUCUAGGAAAGAGCGUUUACGAAAUCAAAUCGACCAUCCUAUCUACCCUAGAGGGUCAUCUUCGUGCGAUACUAGGCACGCUAUCGGUGGAGGAGGUGUACAAAGAUCGAGAUCAAUUCGCGACGCUAGUGAGAGAGGUGGCCGCGCCAGACGUCGGUCGCAUGGGCAUCGAAAUUCUAUCGUUUACGAUAAAAGACGUCUACGACGACGUUCAAUACUUGGCUUCGCUUGGCAAAGCGCAAACUGCGGCUGUUAAACGGGACGCCGACGUUGGCGUCGCCGAGGCGAACCGCGACGCUGGCAUUCGGGAAGCUGAAUGCGAGAAAGCAGCGAUGGACAUAAAGUACAAUACCGACACGAAGAUCGAGGACAACGCGAGACUCUUCCAGUUACAGAAAGCGAAUUUCGACCAAGAAGUGAACACGGCGAAAGCGGAGGCGCAAUUGGCUUACGAGCUUCAAGCGGCGAAAAUAAGGCAACGGAUACGAAACGAAGAGAUUCAGAUAGAGAUCGUGGAGAGGCGCAAACAGAUCGAAGUAGAGGAACAGGAGGUACGUCGCAAGGAACACGAGCUUCAGAGCACCGUGAGAUUACCCGCGGAAGCUGAACAUUACAAAAUUGGCAAAGUGGCCGAAGGGAAAAGAACGCAAACGGUAAACGCGGCCAUAGCCGAAGCCGAGAGGAUUCGUUUGAUCGGGGGAGCCGAGGCCCAGGCUCUGGAGGCGGUUGGAAUGUCGGAAGCCGAACGUAUGCGAAUGAAAGCCGCCGUCUACAAGAAGUACGGCGAGGCUGCUAUUCUCAACAUUGCUCUGAACGCCUUGCCAAAGAUUGCCGCGGAGGUGGCCGCGCCGUUAGCGAGAACAGAGGAAAUCGUGCUUCUGGGCGGAAGCGAUACGACCAGCGGUGAAAUUACGCGCCUUGUGGGGCAAGUACCUCCAGCUGUCCAAGCACUGACCGGUGUAGAUCUUUCAAAAGUGUUAAGCAAGAUACCAGGAGCAAAGUAAUGGCGGAGCAUGAAAGGGGAGCAACGGCGACCAUGCGAUCGCGGACACUUGGAAUCGGGUGAAGAAAGGAGCGAACGUUAUACUGCCAAAGGUUUCUCUGCUACUCUGCGUCAUCCAACGGUGACACUCCACUUCGUUCUCUUUCCCGAAUUACUCUACCUCAGACGUAGGUGAAGCGACGCUGAACAUAAUCGGUGGAAUCGGGGUCACGUCUCCGCCACGAAUACGUCGAUU